Molecule: messenger RNA, 2317 nt
Organism: Doryrhamphus excisus (bluestripe pipefish)
Lineage: Eukaryota; Metazoa; Chordata; Actinopteri; Syngnathiformes; Syngnathidae
Gene: zic1
Product: zic family member 1 (odd-paired homolog, Drosophila)
Biological process (GO): regulation of transcription by RNA polymerase II
Cellular component (GO): nucleus
Molecular function (GO): RNA polymerase II cis-regulatory region sequence-specific DNA binding; DNA-binding transcription factor activity, RNA polymerase II-specific
Source: RefSeq, a predicted model, not a curated record
AUUGCGACUAUCAGUCUGGAGCUCACCGCCUGACCGAGGAGGUGAAAGUCGCGCCACGGGGAGAUAAAGCGCCCCCCCAAAAAAAGAGCGUGCGCGGGUUCCGUGCGUGGGCGUCCGACGCGCCUCAGAAAGUAAACAAGCGAGGUGGAUUGUUUUUUUGGCCGGGUGGGGGGGGAGUACUUUCGCCGGCUCCGACGAGAUCCCGAGAAAAGCGAGGGCAGAAAGGAAAAGAGGGGGGGGAGGGAGGAAGAAUAUCUGUGCGUGCUUUUUUCCCGCGUGGGCUCAGUACGUGAGUGAAGAUGCUCCUGGACGCAGGACCUCAGUAUCCCGCCAUAGGAGUCACCACUUUCGGCUCCGCUCGGCAUCACUCAACAGGCGAGGUGACGGAGAGGGAGGUGGCGCUGGGCAUCAACCCGUUCGCGGACGGCAUGGGCGCCUUCAAAAUCAACCACGGCUCCCACGAGCUGGGCGGCGGGCAGACGGCGUUCUCCUCGCAGGCGCCGGGCUACGCGGCGGCGGCCGCCCUGGGCCACCACCACCACCACCACCACCACCCGGGCCACGUCGGCUCCUACUCCACGGCGGCGUUCAACUCCACCCGGGACUUUCUGUUCAGGAACCGGGGCUUCGGGGACGCGGCCGGGGCGCAGCACAGCCUCUUCGCCUCCGGGGGCUUCGCCGCCGGGCCGCACGGACACUCGGAGGCGGCGGGCCACCUGCUCUUCCCGGGGCUCCACGAGCAGGCGGCGGGCCACGCGUCCUCCAACGUGGUCAACGGCCAGAUGCGGCUGGGCUUCUCCGGGGACGUGUACGGCCGCGCCGCCGCCGAGCAGUACGGCCACGUUAGCAGCCCGCGCUCAGACUACGCCUCCACGCAGCUGCACGGCUACGGGCCCAUGAACAUGAACAUGGCCGCCCACCACGGAGCCGGGGCCUUCUUCCGCUACAUGCGGCAGCCCAUCAAGCAGGAGCUUAUCUGCAAGUGGGUCGAACCCGAGCAGCUGGCCAGCCCCAAAAAGUCCUGCAACAAGACCUUCAGCACCAUGCACGAGCUGGUCACGCACCUGACCGUGGAGCACGUGGGGGGCCCGGAGCAGACCAACCACGUCUGCUUCUGGGAGGACUGCUCCCGGGAGGGCAAGCCCUUCAAGGCCAAGUACAAGCUGGUCAAUCACAUCCGCGUCCACACCGGGGAGAAGCCCUUCCCCUGCCCCUUCCCGGGAUGCGGGAAAGUCUUUGCUCGCUCGGAGAACCUCAAGAUCCACAAAAGGACGCACACGGGAGAGAAGCCCUUCAAGUGCGAGUUCGACGGCUGCGACAGAAGAUUCGCAAACAGCAGCGACCGCAAGAAACACAUGCACGUGCACACGUCCGAUAAGCCCUAUUUGUGCAAAAUGUGCGACAAGUCCUACACGCACCCCAGCUCCUUGCGCAAACACAUGAAGGUCCACGAAUCCAGCAACCCCGCUUCCCAGCCGUCCCCCGCCGCCAGCUCGGGCUACGAGUCGUCCACCCCCCCAACCAUCGUGUCCCCGUCCACAGAGAACCAGAGCAGCAGCUCCAUAUCGCCGGCGGCCCCCGCGGUGCACCACACGGCCGGCCACAGCACCCUGUCGUCCAAUUUCAAUGAAUGGUACGUGUAAAUAUUUUUGCAAACACACAAAACAAAAAAAAGACUUUUGAAUUUUGGACGGCAAAGACUUUGAGGGCAAAAGUGGAGAGCAAUCAGUGAAAGAGUGCAUGGACCAAAAAGAGAAAAGAAGGAGCCAACUUUGUUCCAUCCGUUUGCUUCUUUUUACCGAAAGACUCCAAAAGCUGAAUUUUUUUGUACAUAUCACCAAAAUGGAGAUGAAAUGUAAUAUUUUAUUUUGUAAAUAGUUCUACGACAGCCGAUAAAGUGCUCCCUUGCUAUGAAGAAUGUUCUAGUUGUGUACCAAAUGUGAAUGAUGAGUAUUCCAGUCUAGCGUCCAGCUAACACACUAGUAGUCAUGUUUUUUUCUAAAUGUAUAAUUGUUGUUAUUUAAAUGUCAUGUCGAGCGAUCGUCUAAUAGUGAAGCUGUUUAUUAUGUACGUGAUAAAUAUACAAAAAAAAAAAGAGCUGUGUUGUCUGAGAGGAAGUAUUAUUAUGAAUAAUAUUAUCAUGAUGAAUUACAUGUAACUGGCUCAAUUUUCCAUAUUUAUCCGCAUGUUUAGAAGUGGUCGGUAUUUAUGGAGAAAUGCGCUCGUAUGUCCAAAUUUAGUUUCAAUAAAACAUACAAAUGUUUGGAUACAUUUCGUACUACAUUAAAGGACUGAAAAGGACACGGAAUGUUUAUUU